This is a messenger RNA of Thalassophryne amazonica, 3165 nucleotides long. RefSeq names its product interphotoreceptor matrix proteoglycan 2a (gene impg2a). Gene Ontology annotation, biological process: visual perception. The transcript is spliced from 16 exons. The record is from RefSeq and is a predicted model, not a curated record. Gene Ontology annotation, molecular function: hyaluronic acid binding; heparin binding. NCBI's taxonomy places the organism in Eukaryota, Metazoa, Chordata, Actinopteri, Batrachoidiformes, Batrachoididae.
AUGCUUAAAGCCUCUGUGGUCGUAGUGAUUUGUAAUUCGUGUCCUGUGCUGCAGCUAGACGUCACCGUGCAACCACCCGCUCCUCCUGUGCCGGAGCAGGUGGUGGAGCUGAGUCUCCUCUUAAGGAGAAAGAUCUACACUGACGAGCUGCUGGACCCCGACAGUCUCCAGCACCAAGCGCUCAGCAAACAGCUUGCUGCAAAGAUAGAGAGGGCCCUGCAGAGGCUUCCUGGAUUUAAGAGCGUGUCUGUACUGGAUAUCAGGCCUCAGAAGGACUCCCACGGGCUGGAUGGUGUCUUGGUCAACUAUACAGUGACGGUGCAGGUUGAAGAAGCAGGACUGAGCCUUGAACAACUAGACUACCUGACUUUACACUCGAGCUGGGCUGAGACAUCCUUCUGGGAGUUUGAGGAGCGCCCUGCUGUGGUUGAUACAAACACUGAGGUCAGAAACAACUUUGAGGAGGUGACGCAUGUGGCGGAGCUGGACAGUGUGUCUGAGUCCGAUGUAUCUGCACAUCGAGCCCCGGUCAGCGUUGAGCUUGAUGAGCCACAAGAUGUCUCCUUCAUGAAAAGCAACACAAAAGACGUAAAUAAAGAGAAUUUUCUGUUUGAGCCCUCUGGGAGAAACACAGUGACAUCGACAGAAAACGGUGUCAUUGUUUUGGAGCAGAGUGAGGUUGAAUCUGCCACGCUUGUUUUCACCUCCAGUGCACCUGAAGCACACAGCGUUGAGAAGGAAGGCCUGCUGUUGGAAGACACUGUGCAGACUCCCACUGCAGACAAGGUUCCAGCUCAGCUUCCUUCCGCUGAGCUGCCAGAAAGCCUCACACUGCCUGAACCACCAGUAGACAUCAAGGCUUUUGGUUCAGGUUCUGAUGAGCAAGAGGACUUCAAGCAUCCAUCGAUAUGGACAGAAGGAGAAUCAGAAAUACCUUCUGAAGCACAAGACGUGUUAGAUACAGAUGCAGUCACUGGAGAUGUUGAUCCUGCAGAUGUCCCAGGUGUUGCAGUUGGAGAAGAGCCUGCAGAGGCUGUGGAGGAGACUGAGGUCUCCACAAUCACAACCGAGACUACAGAAGAACAUCUCCUUGCUGUAGUACCAUCAUCAGAGACUGCAGAGGAGAUGCUGGAUUUAUCAGAUGAAGUCAUUAGUGUGGAGUUGCCUGAUGAUAAUCCAGCUGUGGACAAGGAGGAGGUGGGGAUGGGGCCGAGCAUUUUGACAGAAACAACAAAGAGCCAACAAGAAGUGCAGGCAGAGGCAGAACCAGGAACUUCAAGGAUCCCCACAGAAGAUCUUACAGCAGUUGACUUACUGAUAGUCAACAAGGACAAUCCAGAUCCACCAUCUCCAGAGUCAGAUUUGACUGUCAGCUUUGAUAUCAGCCACAUGUCUGAGGGGCCACCUGACGUAAUCACAGAGGUUCAGACGACUAGCAGGGGUUUGGAUGACAUCACCAUUGCCGAGCAGGGUUACGAUGGGAUUAGUUAUGGUUACGGUGUGGGGCGGGCACUGAUGGUGUUCUUCAGUCUGAGGGUGACCAACAUGAUCUUCUCACAGGAUCUUUUUAAUAAGAGUUCUCCAGAGUAUAAAGCUUUGGAACAGCGCUUCCUGGAACUGCUUGUGCCAUACCUGCAAUCCAACCUGAGUAACUUUGAAAAUCUGGAGAUUCUCAAUUUCCGGAACGGGAGCAUUGUGGUCAACAGCAGAAUGAAAUUUGGCAAGCCAGUACCUAGCAGUGUGACCACAACCAUCUAUCUGAUCCUGGAGGACUUCUGCAAUAUGGCCUACCAGACCAUGAACCUGGCCAUCGAUAAGUACUCACUGGAUGUGGAGUCAGGUGACAAGGCCGAUCCCUGCAAGUUCCAGGCGUGUAAACGAGUAUGCCGAGUGUAAGGUGAAUAGACGGUCCGCGAGGCAGAGUGUGGCUGUAAUGCGGGUUACUUCAGUGUGGAUGGACUUCCUUGUCAGAGCGUCUGUGAGCUGAAAAAAGACUUUUGCCUCAAUGAUGGCAAGUGCGACAUCGUCCCUGGCAAGGGAGCCAUUUGCAGGUGCCGUGUUGGGGAGAACUGGUGGUACCGAGGGGAGCACUGUGAGGAGUACGUCUCUGAACCACUGGUGGUCGGCAUCGCCAUCGCCUCCGUGGCUGGUUUCCUGUUAGUCGCAUCCGGAGUGAUAUUUUUUCUGGCCAGGACUCUACGGGACCAGUACAAGAAGGAAGAGUCGGAGGACCCUAUGCGGCAACUAGAAAGUCUCCCAUCUCUGGACAAAGCUACCAAGUACAAUCCCAUGUAUGAGAGUGAGCCCACCACAGGCUACAGCCACUACUACCGCCGCUAUCCCGAACCUCCCGUCUACAGCAGCACCAGCGCCGAGGCCUCCACCGACUUCAGCAGCGAGGAGAUACGACACAUUUACGACAACAGCGAGCUGACCAAGGAGGAAAUCCAGGACAGGAUACGCAUCAUUGAACUCUAUGCUAAGGACCGGCAGUUUGCUGACUUACUGCAGCAGCACCAAGCCGCAUUGGACACCCACAGAGAGAGCAAAACUGCUCAGGCAUGAAACUCUCCUGUGAACGACAAGUGCCUUCUCCUGACUGAAAUGUGAUGUAAGGCGUGUUUGCUGCUCGCCUGAUGGACGUCUCACUUUGGCUGAAAUUGCACCACAUUCCUAAUACUUGAAUUGAUGACAAAUCACAGUAAUGUAGAACCCAUUUGUUUCCAUGGCAGUAGACAGGACUCUCUUUUAUCUGAACAUUCCAAAAGGGAAAAACAUUAAACUGUCAUCGUGUACAUUUUGUGAAUACAGCUGAUUUGUUAAGGUACGAGCUAACAUAGCACUUUCUAAAAAGUUACACUUUAUAAAGGGUUUAGGCUACAUGUAAUUUUCCAUGUAAUUACCAUGUAUUAUUAAAAACUAUUUAAUUGUUGAAAAUUAACUCUGUUUAUCAGUUGGAGCACAAUUCAGUAGAGUUUGUACAUCUACGAGGAACGGCAGUCUGCUGAUACACUGAGAAAAUAGUGUAAUAAGUGAGAAAGAAACCAAAAAAACAGAUUGUUGAAUAUCCAUAUCACAUCUGUCUGCAAUUAGGAACUUCUGACUUCUGACAACAUGGAAAAGGUGACUAAGACAUCCCAUUAAAUUGAUCUUCUGGUUUGGAAA